AUGCCGGCAUCGGGCAAUGUCUCCGACGAUGAUGUUCCUCGCGGCUCUGGUCGUCCACAGGCUCGUCACGCCCAGGCUGAUGCUCGGGACGACGCUCGUGAUUUUGAGGUGACUAGAACUUGGGACUUGUUGACUGAAGCUGCCGAUGGAACAAUCACUGGUGCUGUUGAGGGUCUGCUUGAGGCUGGCAAGAGGAAGAGGUUAUUGAAGGACACCACACCACUCCAGCGAGGUAUCAUCAGACAUGUUAUCCUCAUUCUUGAUAUGUCUUUGGCUAUGAAUGAGAAGGAUCUCCGCCCAACACGCUAUCUUCUUACCCUUCUCUACACCGAGGCUUUCAUCCGCGAGUUCUUUGAACAAAAUCCUAUUUCUCAGCUGGGGAUUGUGGGCAUGAAGGAUGGCAUUGCCGUACGUGUCAGUGAUAUGUCAGGAAACCCUAACGAGCACCUUACAGCCAUCCAGAACAUCAGAAAGGAAGAGCCUAAGGGCAAUCCUUCUCUCCAGAAUGCCCUUGAGAUGACUCGGGCCGCCCUCUUCCAUGCUCCGUCUCAUGGGACCCGCGAAGCCCUGCUUGUCUUUGGUGCCUUGCACAGCAGUGACCCAGGGGAUAUCCAUGCUACCAUUGCAGCUCUAGUGGUUGACAAGAUUCGGGUGUCGGUGAUUGGUCUUGCUGCAUCUGUCGCAGUCUGCCGCGAACUAGUCAAAAAGACCAACAAUGGAGAUGGCGCCAACUAUGGUGUUGUUUUACAUGAGCAGCACUUCCGAGAGUUGAUGAUGAAUGUGACCACUCCACCAGUCACCAAUGACAGUACCAAGUCUGCCAGCUCAUUACUCAUGAUGGGGUUUCCCUCGAGGACAGUCGAAGAUCAUCCUUCUCUUUGUGCAUGCCACACAAAACCAAGCCGUGACGGCUACUUGUGUUCGAGAUGUGAUACCAAAGUCUGCAGUCUACCCUCCGAGUGCCCGGUCUGUGGCCUAACACUUAUUCUAUCCACCCAUCUGGCCCGCUCAUAUCAUCACCUCUUUCCGCUGGUUAACUGGCUUGAGGUACCUUGGUCCAGCGCAAGGCGAAGCGCUACUUGCUUUGCUUGCCUGAAGCCAUUUCUACCUGUCCCUCCCAGAGAAGAAUGGGCUAAGUCCAGCAGUAGCCACAGCGGUCGCUAUGAAUGUCCUGCGUGCCAUCGUCAUUUCUGUAUCGACUGCGAUCUGUUCGCUCACGAGGUUGUGCACAAUUGUCCCGGUUGUCAGAGCGCUCGCCUGCAGACCAGCUUGAUGGGCGAAACAGAAAUCAUUGGGGACAGUAAUUCCACCAUUCGAGAGAACGGUGCGCGGGAAAAUGGUGGGCCAAGCGACCAGCCAAUGUUAAUUGAUGGCUAG
Exophiala bonariae is the source of this 1377-nucleotide messenger RNA. RefSeq lists its product as uncharacterized. The record is from RefSeq and is a predicted model, not a curated record. Gene Ontology annotation, cellular component: transcription factor TFIIH core complex; transcription factor TFIIH holo complex. Gene Ontology annotation, molecular function: zinc ion binding. Gene Ontology annotation, biological process: nucleotide-excision repair; DNA-templated transcription; regulation of transcription by RNA polymerase II. The transcript has 2 exons. The coding region runs from base 1 to 1377 and encodes 458 amino acids. Lineage: Eukaryota; Fungi; Ascomycota; Eurotiomycetes; Chaetothyriales; Herpotrichiellaceae.